GCUAGACAAGACCUUACGUCUGGUUUGAAUUAACGUUGGGGAGAUGGUGAGUGGCCUGACUUCAAUUUUAUGGGAAGUGCAAUGUUCCUACAUGCCAAAUGUAUGUAGCGUCCAACCUCUUCUUCUUUUGCCUCGCUCUGUUGCGUCCCUCUCUUCUUCCUUCUCUUCUCCCUCUCUCUCUCUCUCAUUUGGACGUUUACAAGGUAGGAGGUUGGUUGGCUUAGCGUCUGCAGCCUCUGCAACUAAAACAUAGGAAUGGCGAGCUUAAUCUUGCCUAGGGCGAGGGCAUCCCUUCCUCUCUUCCUCCUUGUUGGCCAUCUCAGCCGUCCGAUUUCUUCUCCUUCGCCUUCCCGCUCUGCUUCAAACCGUAGGUUCUCUUCAGGUCCAGUGCCGCCGCAGUUGAAGAAUGUCGGGUUUAUUGGAGUAGGGAAUAUGGGGUCUCAUAUGGCUAACAAUCUUAUUAAGGCUGGGUACACCCUCUCUGUACAUGACAUAUCAAUUUCUGUAAACAAUUCAGUAAGCAGCAGAUUUUGCUUUUGGUAUAGAGACUCUAAUGUACUGGAGAAGUUUUCAAAGAUGGGAAUCUGUACGGCCAAGACAUCUUAUGAAAUCAUAGAAUCUUCUGAUGUCGUGAUUACUAUGCUGCCAUCCACUUCCCAUGUUAUGGAUGUAUAUACUGGGCCAAAUGGUUUUCUUAAUGGUCAGAAUGCUUUGAGACCAUGGUUAUUCAUAGAUUCCUCCACUGUUGAUCCUCUAACCUCUCGAAGCAUUUCUGCAACUGUUUCGAAAUCUAUAUUGAAAGAAAAAAAAGGUCAUGGAGACCAUCCUGUCAUGUUGGAUGCUCCUGUAUCUGGAGGUGUGAAUGGUGCUGAAGCUGGAACUCUUACUUUCAUGGUUGGUGGUCCAGAAGAAGCUUAUCUGGCUGCACAACCUUUAUUUCUUUCGAUGGGUAAAGUUUCCAUCUAUUGCGGAGGAAGUGGAAAUGGUGUUGCAGCCAAAAUUUGCAAUAAUUUAGCAAUGGCAGUAAGCAUGGCAGGAGUCUCUGAAGCAUAUGCUCUCGGCCAGUCCCUUGGAAUUACUGCAAAAACAUUAGCAAAGAUAUUUAAUUCUUCAAGUGCCCGCUGCUGGAGCAGCAGUGACAGUUACAAUCCUGUUCCUGGUAUAAUGGAAGGGGUUCCUUCUUCGAGAAAUUAUGAAGGUGGAUUUUCGUGCAAGCUCAUGGCUAAGGACUUAGGCCUAGCUUCAGCAGCGGCACAAGAGGUUGGCUUUAGAUCUCCAUUAACCUCGCAACUAUAUGAGAUUUACAUGGAGACGUGUGGGAAGGGCCACUCAGGCAAGGAUUUUUCGUGCAUCUUUCGCCACCAUUAUGCUGGAAAGGAUGAGAAGUAGGAGAGCAUUCACAAAGAUUACACCAGGUUUCUGCAACACUUCAUUCAACUUAAGAAUUAUUAGUGUUAAUAGUAGGCUUUCCGAUGUGCAUUGUAAUUAUAUGCUGAAUGAUACCAUCUUCCUGUAUGCCUUCAUCCUAUCUCAUAAAUGCGUGCAAUGGCUAUUUAA
This is a messenger RNA of Nymphaea colorata (pocket water lily), 1557 nucleotides long. RefSeq names its product probable 3-hydroxyisobutyrate dehydrogenase, mitochondrial. NCBI's taxonomy places the organism in Eukaryota, Viridiplantae, Streptophyta, Magnoliopsida, Nymphaeales, Nymphaeaceae. The transcript is spliced from 10 exons. The record is from RefSeq and is a predicted model, not a curated record. Gene Ontology annotation, biological process: L-valine catabolic process. Gene Ontology annotation, molecular function: NADP binding; 3-hydroxyisobutyrate dehydrogenase activity; NAD binding. The coding region runs from base 256 to 1389 and encodes 377 amino acids.